AUGAAUAAUUCAGUCUAAAACAUACGAAGACCUGUAACAUCUUAAAAUUAUAGAUCAACAGACAAAUUAGGAAGUAACAGCCAACAAAAGUUACCUAAUUUGAGUGAUGUGAUGAACCUAAAACUUAAAUAGCAAAGUGAAAGAGAACUAUAGGAGCUAGUUUAAAAAUUAGUGAAACAAGUUUAAUAACUUAAUUCAGCAGUCAUUUAAAAAGAUAAAUAAAUAUAGCAAUAUGAAUUUAUGAUUAAAUCACUUUAAAUAGCUAUCGAAAAAAGAGAUUGCAUUAUUAGUGCAUUGAGAGUCGAGAAGUAAUAAAUAGUUGAGAUUGUGAAUCCAUUAAAACCUAUGGUUAAGACAGAUGAUUCAUCAAGAACACCAAGUUUAGGUCCAAAGAAAUCACUUAGGACAAGAACAAAAGACACGAAUUUUGAUGAGAAUCUUUCUGCUAUCCUUGAUUCUGAUUAUGGUAUAUAUAUUCAAUUUAUUUUAAGCCUUAUUGAGUUAAUAUGUUAAAUGUUAUGAAGAAUUAAAUCAUUUAACACAAAUAAAGAAUUUAGUUUCUAAUGAAGAUUAAUUUUUUGCAAAUAUUUAAAAAAUGGAGUUGAGCAAUAUUGUACACAUAUUUGAUGCAAUUUAAUUAGUGUUGCAAGAGCAUAAACUUUUGUUCAAAAAUGUAAUUAAAUAAAAUAAAUUAUUUGAUGCUUGUUUAUAAAUUUAUGAAGUAUUAUUUAUUUUUGUAAUAUAUUUUAGCAAAUUCCUUUAAAUGAUUAAUUAGAUAGUUUAUAAGGAUUACUAAGAGAUUCACUUAAUUGUGAUAGGGUUUAAAUAUAUGUGUUAGACAGUGAACACUAGGAGUUAUGGACAAAAACUAAAGAUAGAGUAUUAAGAAUUUAAUCCAAUGAAGAUAUAAUUGGAGCUUGUUUUUAAGAAAGAGGCUUGAUUAAUGUUCAUAAUGCAUACAAUGAUCCUAGAUUCAAAAAAGAUAAUGAUAAGGGUUAUAAAACAAACACAAUUUUAUUAUGUCCAAUUUUAGAUAAAUAACAAAAUUCAAUUGGAGUUAUAUAAGCAGUCAAUAAAUUAACUGGGCAUUUUAAUAAUGAUGAUUAAUUAUUUAUUUCUAAGACAUCUGAAAUGAUAUCAAUCUUAUUGAGAAAUCAUUAAUAAUCAAGUGAAUCUAUUAGUAUUUAGAAUGCACUAAGAAAUGUUAUACAUGUAUAUUAUACAACUUAAUCUUAGGCUUAAUUAUAAUUAGUAUACAUGAAUGAUACAGAACAAAUCUUAUUUGAAGCAGAAAACCUAUUAAAAAACUUAUUCCAUACACAAAAAGGUUUAGUUUAUGUUGUUAAUAAUAAUCGAUUACUAAGAGUAAAUGAAAAGAAAUUACUUGAAGUAUCAUAAUUAGGAAUCGGAAUUGUUGGGGAAGCUCAUAAAUUUAAAGAAUUUUUAUGGGUUUAAAAUGCCUAUAAUCAUUAGUCAUUUAAUAAUUUAGGUUUUUUAUUUUAUUUUAUUUUAUUUUUAGUCGAUAUUUAAACUACCAUGCCAAUAUAUUGCAUUGAAAUAGAAGGAAAGCAUCAGUCUGUGAUUUUAUAAGUUAUUAAUAAUAAAGGAAUCAGAUCUUAAAAGGUUAGUUCAUUUGAUUAAGAAUUAUUAGAAAUGUUUGGAAAAAUUAUUUUAAGUAAAAUUGAUUUUCUAUAAUUAUGA
Paramecium sonneborni is the source of this 1701-nucleotide messenger RNA. The record is from the annotation of a GenBank genome assembly. Lineage: Eukaryota; Ciliophora; Oligohymenophorea; Peniculida; Parameciidae.